GUGAAUAAAAAUGGCUUUUCAAACGAAAUAAUGAAUUAAAAUUUGCAAAAAUAAAUAAAAUUUCAACAGAAAUAUGCAUUUGGAAAGGACUACUUCCGGCACAAUUGUAAAAGUUGAAGCAAUAAUUUCGAAAUACGAAAAAACGGGAUACUAAAUAAAAAAGGCUAACAAGCGCUGGGGCGACGUUUUGCAGAAUAUAAAGAAAAUGUUUACAAAGAGAAUAACAUUUAUGUUAAUAAUUUCGGUGCUGAAUGUUUGUGGUUCCGAUGUGCAGGAAAAUGGCCUAAGUUUUGCUGCGCUAACAGAGAAUACAGCAAAGACGCACAAUGAGGAGAUACCAGCCGGCAUAUGUCAAGUCUAUUACGGCACAGUAUGUGAGAAGUACUUAAAGAACCAAAGCGUCUUCGUACCGCCAAAUCUGUCACUCAACGAAAUCGAAGAGCGUUUAAAAGCAGCCUAUGGUGUUAUAAAGGAAUCCAAGGAUAUGAAUCCGAACUGCCGCGUAUACGCACUGCCAAGCCUUUGUUUCAGUUCACUGCCACUCUGCCGCACGCCGGAACGCACAAACUUACUCUACUUCUCCAAUCGCGCCGCACAAAAGGAACGCAAAUCGAAAAAGAAUAAUGCCACACACGAGACAAGUGCCAGCACUGAAAAUCAUUUAACCGGCUAUCGACGACCGCGUUUUCUCGACAAAAAAGAUCGACGUUCGUUUCUGAAACGUAAAUCGACCAUAGCUUACGAUGAUGUCUUCUCCGCAGAGAUUUCAAGUCAAUAUCCACCAACAAGAGAAUCGGAAAAUUUACGCCGCAUUUGUCGUGACGAAUGCGAAUUGCUGGAGAAUGAGUUGUGUCAGAAGGAGUAUGCCAUUGCCAAAAGGCAUCCGGUUUUGGGACAAAAACUACCAUUGGAAGAAUGUCAAAGUUUGCCACGUUCAAAUGAUUGCUCAUCGUUGGGCAUCACCAUCGAUGUAAAUCCCGAACAGGAUUGUUAUUGGGAGAAUGGUGCUGGUUACCGUGGCACAUUGGCGUGGUCGAGCACCGGCAAAACAUGUCUGCGUUGGUCUUGGCUAAUGAAGGAGAUCUCAGACUUUCCAGAAUUGGCGGGACAAAAUUAUUGCCGCAAUCCCGGCAAUGUGGAGGAGCGACCUUGGUGUUUUGUGGAUGACAAAUCGUUUGAGAAAAUUAUCGAAUUAUGUGAUAUACCAAAAUGUGCGGAUAAAAUGUGGUUCUACAUCUUUGUGACAAUUGGCACUGUAAUUGGUUGUGUUAUAUUUUAUAUGGUCUACGUGUGUGUGAAGAAGCGACGCGAGGGCGGUAUGACGAAUAUACAAAAUAUCAACACACCAAAUGCGGAUAAGAAUAUUUAUGGCAACUCACAAGUGAACUCAUCAUUGGAAAUGACACGUCUGAAUAGCAAUACAACGAAUGAGCAGCAGCCCUCUAUGUUUUCACAAAAUCUCGAGAGAAGCUCAUUGCUGCGAGUGCCACAGUACACACUGCAAGAUAUGGAAUUUGUUGAGGAAUUGGGCGAGGGUGCAUUUGGCAAAGUAUAUAAGGGUCAGCUGACACAAAUGAAUGGCGAGAAAAUAUUCGUGGCGGUUAAGGCGUUAAAAGAGAAUGCCUCACUCAAAACGCAACAGGAUUUUCGACGUGAAAUCGAAUUGAUCUCCGACUUGAAACACGACAAUAUCGUUUGCAUUUUGGGUGUGGUGCUGAACAAGGAGCCCUACUGUAUGCUCUUCGAGUAUAUGUCGAAUGGCGAUCUGCACGAGUUUCUCAUCGCCAAUUCACCGAGUGAAAAUAAGUCGCUAACACAGUUGGAAUUCCUGAAGAUCUCACUGCAGAUUAGUGAAGGCAUGGAGUAUUUGUCCAGUCAUCAUUAUGUGCAUCGCGAUUUGGCAGCACGAAAUUGCUUGGUUGGCGAUAAACUCACCGUAAAAAUUUCCGAUUUUGGACUCUCUAGAGAUAUUUAUAGCUCUGAUUAUUACAGGGUACAAUCGAAAUCACUAUUGCCGGUUAGAUGGAUGCCAUCUGAAUCGAUUUUAUAUGGCAAAUUUACAACUGAGAGUGACGUUUGGUCUUUCGGUGUGGUGUUAUGGGAGAUUUAUAGUUACGGCAUGCAGCCAUACUAUGGGCAUAGUAAUCAGGAGGUUAUAAAUUUAGUACGCUCACGACAAUUACUAUCGUGUCCCGAGGCAUGCCCGACAGCGGUUUAUUCGCUUAUGAUCGAAUGCUGGCAUGAGCAGUCCGUGCGAAGACCCUCCUUCUCGGAGAUCGCUCAUCGCUUGAAGGUGUGGUAUCAAGGGCAAGUCAAGCUGAACUCCACACCGACACUAACAAUAAAGGCUUCCCCGAAUACUUGAAAUUUAAUUUAACAUCAAAUAUUUGUACUCUUUUUAUUAUAAAAAUCAAGUAGUCUUUUGGUAAUAUUUGUACAUUUAUACUACGUAUACUGUAUAACACAUACGAUAUGUAAAAAAAACUACAAAAAAACAUUUCAUGCACAAGUAAGAAUUUAAAGAAGGCAAAAA
Molecule: messenger RNA, 2533 nt
Organism: Bactrocera tryoni
Lineage: Eukaryota; Metazoa; Arthropoda; Insecta; Diptera; Tephritidae
Gene: Ror
Product: tyrosine-protein kinase transmembrane receptor Ror
Exons: 9
Coding region: 206-2365 (719 amino acids)
Biological process (GO): positive regulation of kinase activity; multicellular organism development; protein phosphorylation
Cellular component (GO): membrane; signaling receptor complex
Molecular function (GO): ATP binding; transmembrane receptor protein tyrosine kinase activity; protein binding
Source: RefSeq, a predicted model, not a curated record